CUCCCUCCGGUCGGAGUCGGGGACUGCUUGUACAAUACUUACAAGCAUCUCUUCAGCACCUUACGCUGCGCCCAGACACUCAGCGAUGUCUAGCAUCCCACAAACUCCCUCCUCACUUCGCCCGGCCGACGACCCGCGAGACGCCUCAGCGGAGGUUGCUCUGACGUUCCCAGAGUCAUGGCAGACGGACUCGGUCGACGGUUUCAGCGCAACCACAUUGUUCGCGACCGGUCUGAUCAUGGUCACUCGUAACCGAUAUCUUGCAUGGCCCGCCUUGGUGCUCUCGUUCAACAGCAUGAUCAACCAGCACCCAUUACGCACGAAGGACGGCGGCACGAGCCCUAUCACCUCCGUGCUCGUCGCGUUUUCCGCCUUGGUCACAGCGUACCUCCCCCUCGUCACCGUCGGCCCUCAAAGAGUACCAUGAUUAUAAUGUAUACUAACUCAGUCGAUGUAUGCUCUCAGUUCAUCUCAUUGAAUCCAGAUUAUCGUGUAAUUAGGCUGCUUGUUGUGCCUAUGCCAUGAUGCGAUACAACAAUCUUGCAGUGUGAGCCAGCGCUCAUGCAGAAAUAGCGCAGGCUUAGUAUGUAACGCAGCGGUCGUGCUCCUGAUGACCAGGCUACACAACUACUCA
This is a messenger RNA of Fomitopsis serialis, 634 nucleotides long. RefSeq lists its product as uncharacterized. Gene Ontology annotation, biological process: protein insertion into ER membrane. The transcript is spliced from 6 exons. The record is from RefSeq and is a predicted model, not a curated record. NCBI's taxonomy places the organism in Eukaryota, Fungi, Basidiomycota, Agaricomycetes, Polyporales, Fomitopsidaceae. Gene Ontology annotation, cellular component: endoplasmic reticulum membrane. Gene Ontology annotation, molecular function: protein folding chaperone. Bases 86 to 427 code for a protein of 113 amino acids.